UGGUUCAGAAAGGUAAAUAACAAAGAGAAUGGAUCUUCAGCUUGAGAAAAAAGAUAAAAAGAAAUAACAUUAUCUGUUUAACAAUAAUGAAGGAUAAAUUGGUAAAUUUGCAAUACUAAUAUUUUCUUUCCUCCCUUAUAUUUUCCUCCAAACCAAACAUAAAGGGCAAAAUAACAUAGGAAAGAAAAUAGUAUAAUACUAUCUUAUUUUCCUUUCUCUCCUUUCCAAACAGUGUAAAGGUACUCUCCCCCAAUCAGAGAGAAAGUCAACUGAUAUAAUCAUCAAAUUUCUGUCACGCAAUUAUAAUUUAUACUAAUAUAAUAUUCAGGUGAUCCAACCUUGACUGGACUGUGGAGAGCCAGCACAAUUACAAUUUCCUUUUAACUUCCUCUUCCUUUCUUUUGUCCGAACCCCAGCAACUUUUCCUACUUAAGUCCUCUACAAUUACAUCCGCAGGCAUCAUCUUCUUUAUCGAUCUUUGCCCUCCCCACUUUCUCUUCCUUCUAAAUUAUUGCUAUAUAUAUAUAUAUAAUUUGACAAAAAAUGAAGAGAGGAAGAUCGGUUUCGUCACAAGUGCAGGGCUUUGACUUUGGCUACGUUCUAUUGCUGCUUUUUAUAGACAUAUUAUUACUUGCUAGUGGAUCAGCUGUGCUUCUAAGCAGCAACGAUGAAGCUGUAAGUUUGGUAGCCUUCAUGAGAUCUUCUGUUCAAUUAGAUCCUAAUAACUUGUUGGCCAAUUGGACUUCCAAUUCUUCUAGUCCAUGCUCAUGGGUUGGUGUCUCUUGCUCUCUUGAUGGCCAUGUCACUGCCCUCAACUUAAGCUAUGCUGGUCUUAUUGGCAGCAUACGCCUCUCCAGCAUCACAGCCUUGCCAUUUCUCAAGCAUCUUAGCUUACAGGGUAACUCUUUCUCUGUUGGUGGUCUUUCUGCCUCAAAUGCUACUCCUUGCGCUCUCGAGUCUCUCGAUUUGUCCUAUAACAGUAUCUCCAACUCUGUUCCAAAAAAUUCCUUUCUUAAGCUGUGUAAUAAGUUGGCUUAUCUUAACCUCUCACAUAAUAUGCUAUCUGGAGAGAUACCAUCUACCUUUCUAGCAGAUUCUCCUCCAUCCCUUAAACAUAUAGAUCUCUCACACAACAACUUUUCCGGGAAUUUCUCCAAUAUGGACUUUGGGAGCUGCAGAAAUCUCACUUUCAUUAGUUUAUCACAUAAUAGGCUUUCGGGCGAGGAGUUUCCAUUUAGUCUGAGAAACUGUGAGGUAGUGGAGAGGCUUGAACUCUCCCAUAAUGAGCUUAGGAUUAAUGCCUAUAAAAGCGCCUUGCUAGGAAGAUUGAAGAAUUUGAGGCAGCUAUCUCUAGCUCACAAUCAGCUUUAUGGCAAUAUCCCUUCUGAAUUGGGACAAGUUUGUGGGAAUCUCCAAGAACUGGAUCUAUCAGCAAAUGAACUUACUGGUGGUUUGCCGCUGAAUUUUAUAUCAUGUUCUUCUUUGCGGAGCCUAAACCUUGGCAUGAAUUUCCUUUCUGGAGAAUUCCUCACUACAGUUGUUAGUAAUCUUCAAAGUCUGACAUAUCUCAACAUAUCAUUCAACAACGUAACUGGUCCUGUACCACUAUCUUUGACAAAUAGUACAAAGCUUCAGGUGCUUGAUCUGAGUUCUAAUGGCUUUACUGGGAGGAUUCCUUCUAACUUGUGCUUCUCAAACUCCUCAAGGUUAGAGAAGAUACUUUUAGCAGACAAUUACUUAUCAGGGAAUAUUCCCUCGGAGCUCGGAAGGUGCAAGAACCUGAAGAAAAUUAAUCUUAGUUUCAACAAUCUAAAUGGUCCAAUCCCUGCAGAGAUUUGGACCCUGCCAAAUCUUUCUGACUUGAUUAUGUGGGAAAACAGCUUGACAGGUGAAAUUCCUGAAGAAAUUUGCAAGAAUGGAAGUAAUCUUGAGAGUUUGAUUCUUGACAACAAUCUCGUCAGUGGGAGCAUUCCACAGUCCAUUGGCAGUUGCACCAAUAUGAUUUGGAUGUCACUUUUCAGCAACCAACUUAGCGGAGAAAUUCCAACUAGUAUUGGGAAUCUUGUUAAUCUUGCUGUAUUCCAACUGGGUAACAAUUCACUUACUGGAAAAAUACCGCCAGAACUUGGCAAGUGUAAAGCCCUUAUUUGGCUUGACUUGAGCAGCAAUAACCUUAGUGGACCACUCUCACCUGAGCUUGCAGACAACGCCGGACUAAUUAUACCCAGAACUAUGUUAGGAAAGAGUUUUGCAUUUGUAAGAUAUAAGGAUAUCGAUGGGAUGUCUUGCAGAGGAAAAGCUCUAAUUGAACUUGAGGGAAUUAGCACAGAGGGGCUACAAACUUCUCCUAUGGUGCAAUCUUGUCCAAUAAACGGUAUUCAUCGUGGCAAUACAGUUUGUACAUUUUCUAGCAAUGGAAGCAUAAUAUACGUCAAUCUAGCUUACAAUUCUCUAUCAGGAACUAUCCCCAACAAGUUUGGUUCCAUGAGCAACUUGCAGGUCCUUAACUUGGGGCAUAACAAGCUAACUGGAAAUAUUCCUGAUACUUUUGGAGCUCUAAAAGCAAUUGGGGUUUUGGAUCUUUCUCACAAUUAUCUUCAAGGAUCUAUACCGGCAUCUUUAGUGACUCUCUCUCUCCUCAGUGAUUUUGAUGUCUCUAACAACAAUCUCUCUGGUUCAAUACCGCGUCAUGGUCAGUUAGUCACUUUCGUAUCAAGCAGAUAUGAGAAUAAUUCUGGUCUUUGUGGGUUUCCAUUGCCCCCCUGUGGCUUUGAAAGUCAUACGCCAAGUUCUUUCUUACAAAAGAAGAAGUCUUUGACGGAAGAAAUGGGUUUUGGAGUUCAAUUUUUUAUCACUUUCUCUGUUGCAUUUUUUGUCACUUUCCUGGUCUCAUUUUUUAUUAGUAUCAAGAUGGGUAUUGGCAAGGAAAAGAGCAUUUUUGGGCUAGUGAGGUGGUAAAUUACUUCUUAAGAAGUUGCAGGAAAACAGGAAAAGCUUACAAUUUAAUUGUAUAGUAAAUCAAUAUCAUCAAGACAUUGCUAAAUUAACAUCAAAACAUACAAAAAUAUAAAUGGUGGAAUUACUUGUCUUUCCUUCUUA
Messenger RNA from Jatropha curcas, 3099 nucleotides. RefSeq names its product serine/threonine-protein kinase BRI1-like 1. Lineage: Eukaryota; Viridiplantae; Streptophyta; Magnoliopsida; Malpighiales; Euphorbiaceae. The record is from RefSeq and is a predicted model, not a curated record. Gene Ontology annotation, molecular function: protein binding.